Molecule: messenger RNA, 4429 nt
Organism: Aricia agestis (brown argus)
Lineage: Eukaryota; Metazoa; Arthropoda; Insecta; Lepidoptera; Lycaenidae
Product: E3 ubiquitin-protein ligase RNF123-like
Exons: 34
Coding region: 1-4293 (1430 amino acids)
Cellular component (GO): cytoplasm
Molecular function (GO): ubiquitin-protein transferase activity; protein binding
Source: RefSeq, a predicted model, not a curated record
AUGAACGUCCUCCGAAACAUCUUCGGCGUGUGCUCGAGUGGGGGAAGUGGGGGGGAGAAGUCGGAGGUGACGGAGCUGGUGCGCCGCGUCUUCGGCCCCGAGAUGGUCAUCAAGGAGACAGAUAAACAAAACCAAAGGAGCAGAUACAUAAGUCACAUCAGAGAACAUUUGCCCAAAAUUAUUGAUGCCAAGAUUAGUAGUCAGAAGCCGAAAUUGAAGAAGAAAACAUCGAGCUCAGCUGGGACGACGGAAGGAACAGACGAACAGUCAGGAAGAAUUGGACAUAGAGUCGUAAUAUUUGAUGCCUUUACUGGGUCAGGGCGGCUGGUGCUGGCCGGCGACGAGCGUGUGAGCGUGCAGGGCCUGUCCAGCUUCUCCACCGUCAAGGCCACCGCCUGCGCCUGCGCCGGCAACUGGAUGUUCGAGGUCCACCUCGGCACGAAGGGCAUUAUGCAGAUCGGUUGGUGCUCCUCAUCCUGCUCGUUCACGCUGGACACGGGCGUGGGGGACACGGCGCACUCGUACUCGUACGACGGCUGUCGCCAGCGCAAGUGGAACGUCGCCACGUCGCCGUACGGCACGCGCUGGGCGGCCGGCGAUGUCAUCGGCUCCUGUCUGGACCUGGACCACGAGACGUUGGAGUUUUACAGGAAUGGUGUAUCCCUGGGGCCAGCUUUCGAGGGUAUACCGAGGGGCGCGGGGCUGGCGUACUUCCCCGCGGUGUCGCUCGCCAUGCACGAACAUCUCUACGCCAACUUCGGACAUGUGCCUUUCGUGUACCCAGUGGAGGGUUUCUCCCCACUGCAGGCAGCACCUACGCGGGAGUGCGCGCGCGCAGCUCUGCUGUUCCGCUCGUUGGAGCUGAUCAUUGACGAGCUCAACAAGAUGGCCGAUACCAAUGUGCCGACUGAUAAUAAGUCGUGCGACUCGGGGUCCGAGGAGGAACAAACGCUUCGGCUUCACGGAUCCGAUUCCUUCCGUACCGCGCGAGCCUCGCCGGUCGAUGUUAAUACCGCUAAUGAUACCAACAAAAUAUCCAAAAAGGCGUUCCUUAUAUCUCUAGCGCGUAUAGUGGUGACAGAACUGGGUACCACCAUGCGUCUGCCGUACGUGGUGGUGGGGGAGCUGCUGCCCCGGCUGCGGGCGUACGUGGGGCUGGACGGAAAAAUCCCACCCGUACAGACCGCGAGGGACUUCUACUUGAAGGCGAAGAAGGAUGAUUUUCUCCACCUAGCUCAGAAGCUACAGCAUCAGCCGCACACACGUCUGUGCUCGCUGCUGGGGCUGAUGUGGACGUUCCUGGAGGAGGCGCAGCUGUGCGACAUCCUGGAGCACUGCGUCGUCAGACUGUGUCUGCUGUAUGAGAUGGUGUCGCCGGAUAUGAGUUUUGAUAGCCACAUAGAGAUAGUGUAUCUACUGUGCGGGAUGAUGCAGCAUCGCCAGACCAGACAUAACCUCGUCAAAUAUGUACUCUUCGGCAAGAUCAAAUUUGACAACUUUCUGACCAUAAAAAGCCCGGACGAGGGCGUCCUGCGCGCGGCGCUCCGCCGGCCGUGGUGGCAAAAACCCACGCCAGUGCAGGGGGAGAGGGACCCCAAGAUAGCUGAAUGUGAAGACCCCAGUAAGUGUAAUUCAGAGGAAGAUGCUAAACUGGAGAGUCAGUACAAGGCGGAUUGUGACAAUAUCACUAAAACCAUCGCACCGCUGGAGAAUAUGCAACUGGAGUACAUGUUGAUGUUGCUGGACAACUCUGACGCCAGCAACAUCGUCCCCUCCACGCGCAAGAUCUUCGUGGAGAAGUUCAAGAGAUACAUCCUCGACAACUGUAUCCUUGAUAUGCGGCUGUUCAACAUAUCACGCAGCACGACGGAGACGUUCUGGUGGUGUCACGCGCGUCUUCUCGCCGCCGUGCUGCGACUGUGGCAGCAGGAAGCUGACCAGCGCUCUGUCCCCCACAUCCCGGCGCUGGCGGUGGUGGACGGCGAGCUGGACUUCUACAACGUGGACCGGCUGGGCGGCGUGCUGCCCUACCUCGUCAGGACGCUCCGCCAGGACCUGGUGAAUAUACUCGGGGAGGAGAGCGCGUUCAUACAGAGCUUCGAGCCCACAUACAACAGGGGCGGCGGUAUUGAUACUGGUGUGACGACGGAGUCUCUGGGUCUGGCGACGCUGCCGCAGGUCAUCUCGUCCAUGGCGCGCUUCAUGCAGGCCGCCGCCCCCGCAGCCGCAGCCGCUUCCCAGAACAGGCCGACGGUAGAGACAGCGCUGGGUCUGAAACUGACGCGGUCGGUGAUGCCGGGCGCCGGCGUCGUGCCCGCCCGCGCCGCCCUCGUGCGACUCACUGACGGCCUGUUCGCGCUGUAUCACGCCAAUGCUGUUAAAUACGCUGAGAAGUUAUGCGAGCUGCGAGACAAUCAGCUGGACAUGGCGGACUGUCUGCACGACAUACAGCAGCGCAUGGACUUGAUGACUGCUGAGCUCGCCGCCUGCAAAGACAAAAUCAGCUUGACUGAAGAACAACAAUGUAAGAAACAUUUGAUGGAACAUAUUUUGAUGGAAUUGGGACGGUCCAGGAAUAUUUAUCUGAAGGAGCUAGAAACAGGAGCAGUAGCGAUGUCGUGGGUGCGGGGCGCGGUGUGGACGCGACAGAGACAGAGCGAUAUCGCGCGCCUGCUCGCCGGCGCGCUGCACACGCUGCGGAUGCUGUCUGAUGCCGACUACGCUGCGCAAGUGCAGGGCGGCAGCAGAGAGGUGUUGGGCGGCAAGAGCUCGGUGCUGGACGACGACAGCUACUCGUCGCUGCAGCUCGACUACACCUCCAGCUCAGACCAAAGCCCCGUGACGCCCACAUCACACGCCACUACGCCGCGUGUGUCUUUCCAAUCGGUGGCAGGUUCCGCGCCGACCAGUAAUGCGGAGUUGUCGGAGGCGCUGUUCGCGUUCACGCCGGAGUACCACGUGGACGCGGCGCUGGAGCUGUGCAACACGCUGCGCCUGUACAUGCACCCCACCGUGCCCACGCAUCAGCUGCCAGACUGGGAGGAGCUGGUGACGUCGUGCGCGACGUUCCUGUGCGGCGAGCUGGGCGACGCGCGCGUGGUGCUGGCGAGCACGCGCGAGGCGCUCGUGCAGACGCUCGCCUCCUUCGCCACGCAGCGACCCACCAUGCGGGCGAUAGAACGCGUGCCGGUCAAGCAACAGAUGAAGAUGAUAGAGGAGCUGAUGCGUCCGUACCAGAACCGCGCGUGGGCGCAGUCCAACUGGGUGCUGGUGCGGUUCUGGCACGGCUCCGGCUUCGGCUUCCGACACCGGCAGUGGCCGCACUUGGCCGCCAGGUACGGCGACAGAGAGCCCACCGUCAACAACCUGGGCGCUAAAGUGGACGCGGGACUGAUGAGUCAGUGUUUUGGCCCGUGUCCGUCGGAAGUGAUCCAGGGCCGCGUCCGUCAGUACCUGGUGGAGCAGCCGCAGCGGGCGGCGCUGUUCCUCAACACGCUGCUCAACCAGCUCAACUGGGCCUUCUCAGAGUUCUACACCAUGAUGCAGGAGAUAGACCGCGUAGCCCAGGACUCGCAGCUUGAGUCCCGGCAAAUCAAGCUAUGUUCCACCUGCUUCGACCUGUACCACGGGCUGGCGCGCGCGCUGGAGAUGACCUUGUGCCUGAUGCCGCAGCUGCUCACCUCGCCAGAAGCCAGCGAUGGCCAAAAUGAGCUGCUCAUUGGCAGGACCUGUCAGGUAGUAAUGGCGGUGGUGUCACGCGUGUGGUCGCGCGGGGGCGGCGGCGCGGCGUUCCGGCGUCUGGCGGCGCGCGGGCUGCCCGACACGGACCGCGUGCACCACUAUGUCGCGCUGGCACCUAUAGCGGGCUGCCUGCUGCGGGCGCUGGACCCUCAAUUGCCUAAAGAGCAUUUGAAUAAGGUCGCAAACGCUCUGGUCUCGGAGCCGCUGUUCCGCAUCGAGGGUCUGGAGUUCAUGUUGGGAAGAGGAAAAGACAAAACCUUUUCCUUCUAUAAUUAUCCGGACGACGUGACGUCAGAUGAGCUAGCGGCUCUCUGCGACGUGGUGGAGCGGCUCCGGGCUGCGCACGAGGCUCGGGCGAAUUCCCCGGGCUCCAGCGCGCAGUCGGAGCUGCUGUGUACGAUCUGCUACGCGCGCGUGGCCGACACCGCCUUCGAGCCGUGCGGACAUCAGUCUUGUAGGACGUGCAUUAUGCAGCAGCUGCUCAGCACCAAGCAGUGCUUCUUCUGCAAGACGGAGGUCGAGUCUGUGCGCGACAUUGAGCCGAAUAAUUGAUAGAUUCAUUCAUAGAUUCAUACUCUCCACUUCGUAGAGUUGUAAAUGAGGAGCUUAUUCCGUGCACCGAGAAUAAAUGCAUUGUGUUGUUGCUGAAAAUAGAGAUAACGAUGCAGAUAUUGCAUUAGCAUGCUAU